Molecule: messenger RNA, 4774 nt
Organism: Prunus avium (sweet cherry)
Lineage: Eukaryota; Viridiplantae; Streptophyta; Magnoliopsida; Rosales; Rosaceae
Source: RefSeq, a predicted model, not a curated record
AUGAAUGAUGCAGCAACAUUUGAUCGCUCAGGGAGAUAUGUUAUUACUGGUUCAGAUGAUCGCCUAGUGAAGAUCUGGUUAAUGGAAACUGCAUUUUGCUUGGCCAGCUGCCGUGGACAUGAAGGAGACAUCACGGAUCUGGCUGUGAGUUCCAACAAUGUUUUAGUGGCAUCCUCCUCAAAUGACACUAUAAUUCGAGUGUGGCGCUUGCCAGACGGGCUGCCAAUAUCAGUGUUGCGAGGACAUACUGGAGCUGUUACUGCCAUUACAUUUAAUCCCAGGCCAGGCUCUAUGUACCAGCUUCUAUCUUCAUCUGAUGAUGGAACCUGUAGGAUAUGGGAUGCCAGGAAUUCUCAAGUGAGUCCUAGGAUAUACAUUCCAAGACCUUCAGAUGCUAUAGUUGGGAGAAACAGUGGUCCAUCCUCCAGCACUGUCUCACAGAGCCAUCAAAUCUUUUGUUGUGCAUUUAAUGCUAAUGGAACAUUCUUUGUCACCGGUAGCUCAGACACUCUUGCAAGGGUGUGGACUGCUUCUAAGCCAGGCUCAGAUGAGUCAGACCAACCAAAUCAUGAGAUUGAUGUGUUAUCUGGCCAUGAGAAUGAUGUCAAUUACGUACAAUUUAGUGGUUGUGCUGUAGUAUCUAGAUUCAUGGCAGCUGACACCUCAAAGGAAGAGAACAUUCCAAAGUUUAAAAAUUCGUGGUUCAAUCAUGACAAUAUAGUUACUUGUUCUCGCGAUGGGAGUGCAAUUAUCUGGAUUCCUAGAUCACGAAGAUCACAUGGAAAAGCUGGUCGUUGGACGCGGGCAUAUCAUCUGAAAGUUCCCCCUCCACCAAUGCCUCCUCAGCCUCCACGAGGAGGCCCACGCCAGAGAAUUCUUCCAACUCCUCGUGGUGUUAAUAUGAUUACCUGGAGUCUUGACAAUCGCUUUGUCCUUGCUGCUAUCAUGGAUUGCAGAAUAUGUGUAUGGAAUGCAUCUGAUGGUAGCUUGGUGCAUUCACUGACAGGUCACAGUGAAUCUACAUAUGUUCUGGAUGUUCAUCCUUUCAACCCCAGGAUAGCAAUGAGUGCUGGCUAUGACGGAAAAACAAUUGUCUGGGAUAUAUGGGAAGGCAUGCCUAUCCGGAUAUUUGAAACGUCACAGUUCAGAUUGGUAGACGGAAAGUUUUCACCGGAUGGGACGUCAAUUAUCCUCUCUGAUGAUGUUGGCCAGCUAUACAUAUUGGACAGUGGCCAGGGGGAGUCGCACAAUGAUGCAAAAUAUGACCAGUUUUUUCUUGGUGAUUAUCGCCCAAUCAUUCAUGAUAGCUUUGGAAAUGUUCUUGACCAGGAAACUCAGCUUUCAGCAUACCGGCGGAAUAUGCAGGAUCUACUUUGCGAUUCAGGAAUGAUACCAUAUGAAGAACCCUACCAGAGUGCAUACCAGAAAAGGCGGUUAGGAGCUUUGGGUUCCGAGUGGCGUCCUUCCUCUCUAAGACUUGCUGUUGGGCCUGACUUCAGCGUAGAUCCGGAUUUCCAAAUGCUGCCUAUUGCAGACUUGGAUAUGUUGGCUGAGCCUAUGCCAGAGUUUGUAGAUGCCAUGGAUUGGGAACCACAAAAUGAAAUGCAAAGUGAUGAUACUGAUUCAGAGUACAAUAUUACUGAAGAUUAUUCUACUGGAGGGGAGCAAGGAAGUUUAAGUUCAAAUCCCUCUAUUGAUCCAGAGUGCAGUGAAGAAGACAGCGAGGCUGAGGAUGCUCAAAUGGAUGGACUUCGUAGAUCUAAAAGGAAAAAACAAAAGGCUGAUGUUGAAGUCAUGAGUUCUUCUGGAAGGUGUGUCAAAAGAAAGAAUUUGGAUGAGUGUGCUAGCAAUCCAUUCAGAAGUAAUAGAACGAGGAAAUCUAGACAUGGCCGAAAAGCUUCAAGAAAGAAAUCUUCCACAUCAAAGUCAUUGAGACCUCAAAGAGCUGCCGCACUCAACGCUCUUACUCUAUUUUCAAAGAUUACUGGAAGAUCUGCAGAUGGAGAAGAUGAAGAUGGAUCAGAAGAUGAUAUGUCAGGAAGUGAAUCCACCCUGCAAGACUCAAACAUUGAGAGUGAUGGAUCCGAUAAACAAAAUCAGCAAACCAAACAUUCAAAAGGAAAAGAGGUUUCAUUGGAUGAGUCUGAGGACAUGGUUAAACCUAAUGAACGUCCUGAAUUUCCAAUUAAUGCUGGGAACAGGAGGAGAUUGGUGCUUAAAUUGCCAAGACGGGACUCAAAUAAGCUUGUGCCUAGAGAAAGCACAGUACAUAAUUGUGGUAAUCAGGAUGAUUUGGUUGACCAAUCAUGUAGAGUACCUCGAGAAGCAACUGAAGCAAACAACAAUAUAAGCUCUCAGGAUCCAGGGUCCUCACCUGGUGAUGAAAAAUGCAGCAUAUUUGAGACAGCAGUGGGUGGGCAAUUAUACAAAGUAGAAAAUCAUGUAGAUUUGACUGAGAAUUACAAAAAUGGGAGAAUUAGUUGGGGAGGGUCCAGAGUGCGAACAUCUAAGCGUCUGAGGUCGGGAGAAUCCAUGUCAUUGGAUGCACUUGCCAGAGCCAGUGCAAUCGUCAUUGGUCACAACGAAAAAGAGUACACAAAACCUGAAAAUGAUUUUGGAACCAUGUCACCUCAAUCAGAAAGCCAAAUGUAUGGAGAUACAAUGGCUGUAGGGAAUAAGGAAACCAUUUGGGCUAGUACCUCUGAGGGCCUUAAUGGUGAAACCAAUGCCAAAGAGCAAUCAGGUUUUAGUGAAUGCAAGGAUCAUGAUCAAUCGCCUAAAUCUGUUCACAUGGCUCCUUGGGAUGCAAGCACUUCCUCAUGCCUUGAUAAGGACAGGACUGUUUUCUCUUCUGAACAAAAUGAGAAGCUCACAACUGUCUCAACAAAAUUGAGGUUGAGGAGGAUUUCAAGGGAUCCUAGUCCUUGCAAACAGGAAAUGUUCUCUGUGGUAGAGAACUUGGAAAAUGGUAGAUGUAACACAUUACAUGAAAGCCUUUCAAGCAUGGAACAGGAUCCAGUUGUGCCGGAGGAUGAUGGAACCCCUAAAUUUAUUCCAGAUGAUAGAUAUAAUGGCUCACGAGAAUCAGACAAUCAAUCCGAUAAGAAUGUCAUUUCUGGUAUACAUGAAUCAGUCGAGUCCCAUUUACAUAAAAACAAAAUGUUCAGUGCUGUUUAUAGAAGGGUGAAACCACAUAGGGGUAGAAUUAAUUUAGAAGGUGAUAGUGGCGUCAAGGAAGAAGGCUGUUUAUAUACUUCAAAUACAAGCAACCACAAUCUCAUUGCUGGAGUGGACUUUCAUGAUGACUCAGUUGAUGGAGGUCGCAGGACACGGUCCAUGGGGUUGAAGGCAUCUGCACGUGAUCCAAGUAGUGCAGAUCAUGAUGAUAAGAUGGGCCAAGGACAUGAGCCAGGUUAUACAUUUAGAAGUAACCAGAAAAGUUCCAUGGACAAAUUUCAACUUCGGAAUGAAGAACAAGGAUCAAGUUCAAGGACAACAGUCGGAUUGAGGUCUACUAGAAACAGAAGAAGCAGUUACCGUGACAUGAAUCCAAUGGACAGAAGGAAGUCGCAUCAGUCAGCAAGGAAAGUAUCAUGGUUAAUGUUGUCAACACAUGAGGAGAGCUCACGAUAUAUUCCCCAGUUAGGGGAUGAAGUUGUUUAUUUGAGACAGGGGCAUCAGGAGUAUUUCGAACUUGGUGGAUUGAGAGAAAACCCACCGUGGACAUUUAUAAAGGGGAGGAUAAGAGCUGUAGAAUUUUGCAAAGUUGAAGACCUGGAGUAUUCUUCACUUGCAGGGUCUGGGGAUAGCUGCUGCAAAUUGACACUUCAAUUUGUAGAUCCUUCUUCUGAUGUGUAUGGUAAAUAUUUCAAAAUGACUCUGCCUGAAGUUACUGGUUUCCCAGACUUCAUUGUCGAAAGAACUCGCUAUGUCUCUUCUAUAGAGAGAAAUUGGGCAUGUAGGGAUCAUUGCAAAGUCUGGUGGAAAAAUGAGGGUGAGGAUGAUGGUAAGUGGUGGGAGGGGAGGAUUAAGCUGAAACAGUCUAAAUCUACCAACUUCCCCGACAGUCCAUGGGAGAUGUAUACUGUUCAGUACAAGUGUGAUCCUAGUGAUGCACAGCUACAUAGUCCUUGGGAGCUUUUUGACUCCAAUACUCAAUGGGAGCUGCCUCGCAUUGAUAAUAAGAGCAAAAUGAAGCUGCUUUCUGCCUUUGCCAAACUAGAGCGAUCUGCUGAGAGUCGCCAGGAUUCUUUUGGGGUUGAUAAACUGAAGCAACUUCAACAGAAGCCAAAGUUUACGAACUGGUGUGCGGUUCCAAUAUCUCUUGACGUGAUCCAGUCUAGGUUAGAGAACAACUACUAUCGAAAUUUGGAAGCACUACAGCAUGACUUUAAGGUCAUGUUGUUAAAUGCUGAAACCUAUCUUGAAAGCAAUGCGGUCAAGCGCGCAUCAGAUAAAGAGCUUUUAGCGAAAUUGAAAUGCAUAUCAGAGUGGUUCACACAGACAAUAUCAUCCUUGUAGCACCUAUAGUUUCAUAAAGAAAUUGAUUCAUUAAUGAGUUGAAGCAGACCAUCUGGGUUUUUGCCCCUUGAUGUUCUUUUUCUUCUUCUUUAAUUUUUUGUAGAUAUUUUACUUACCUUAAAGAGGCUUUUCCAUUGUACCAUAGGUUCAAUUUUGGAAAUGCGUUAACCUUUUGGAUGUUCUUUUUAGAAGGCAAGAAAGAUCGCAGAGGCAAAUAGCUGGUGGUCUUGUAAAUUUUCCACCAGAGAAUUCA